Colletotrichum truncatum is the source of this 1833-nucleotide messenger RNA. RefSeq names its product tldc domain containing protein 2. NCBI's taxonomy places the organism in Eukaryota, Fungi, Ascomycota, Sordariomycetes, Glomerellales, Glomerellaceae. Gene Ontology annotation, cellular component: nucleus. Gene Ontology annotation, biological process: response to oxidative stress. The record is from RefSeq and is a predicted model, not a curated record.
AUGGGACAAGCUUUGUCUGACGAGACCCCGCGGGAGCUUACGCACGAGGAGCUCACCCGUGAACUGGCCAGCCGCUUCGCCGAAAAAUGCUUUACCUCUCUCGAACUCUACUCCUUCAAGGAUGUCUUCAAAAGCCUGGCAGACACCCAGGGGGAUAUCCGCUACCUGAAGGAAGACACCAUCGCCCGCUUCCUCGAGAUACCUGACAUCCUCCAUGUCUCGCCCGUCAUAUUCCAAAUGGUGUCGUACAUUGGCGCCUUUCCCUUCCUCCAAGACGCCCCCGCUGUUCUCGGCCUUGAGCAGAUGAUCAUGGUCGUUGUGAUCAUGACGGCAAGGUAUAAGAGGAUUCUUGCAAAGGGCGCUCGCGAUCGGGCGAAGCUGCUAUUCAAGAGCCUUGCCGUGCACGACCGGAAGGCUUCUGUGGCUGCUGUGGAAGAGGCCAAUGGAGGAUCUGAGGAAAACGGGCAAAAUCUUACAAAGGACGAGCCUCCAACCAGCAGCCAUGUACCUGGCUUUGCCGUCGAUGAACCCGUGGAUGAAGCAGAAGACGAUGACGAUGACCUGGAGAUUGCCGCCUUCGAGCUCCUUGACAUCAACGACGCCGUCCGACAGGGUGAUGCUCCAACAGUUCAGGGAGCCAUGAUUCCAGCUGAUAACUUCCGCAAGCUCCUCAUGCUGCUCAUCUUGAUUGCCCCGUUAGGUCCGCAAGAAAGACUCUCCAUGUAUGCAACACGCGUUACGGGCGACGAGCUCGAGAGUUUACGCUCCACAGCCGAGAACAUCCUUGCCGCUUUCUUGAACGUCGAAAAGGCCCCCGGUAUCAAGUUUGCCCAGUUCAAUCGUGUGAUGCCCGUGUGCUUUCCCCAUCUCUUUAGCGGUUUCAACCCUCUUUUCGAACACUUUCUCUUCUCCAAGAACCUGGAUUUCACAAAACACAAUGGCGAUGACCCUGCCGCCGCCAAGAAACCCGAAGAUAUCGUUCAACCGUUGUUGCAAGACAGCUCCGACAUCCUCAACCUUAAUGUUCUUUCACAGCUGUCCUUCUUCCUUCCUGGAUCAGACCUUUUCCGCCGCCUCAGACUGCUCUACUCUGGCAGCGAAGCAGGUUUCUCCAUGGGCAGCUUCGAAGCUAAGGUUUUCAACUGGAGGGCGCCUACGAUACUCCUCGUGCGCGGUAGUCGGAUGAACGAUGAGCCCCACGGUGGCCAGGAGGCGGCCUUUGCGGCCUCGAUUCCACCACGCCGCUUCCCGAACGGCAGCAAGGGCGACCGUCUCACCUUUGGCGUCUACUUGAGUCAGCCGUGGAAACAUACAUCCAAGGAAUGUUUCGGCGAGUCAGAUACCGUGCUCUUCCAGUUGGAACCGGUUCACGACGUGUUCCCUGCGUCCAAGUAUAACUCGGACUACAUCUCAUUCACGAAGCCGCCUACCAACCGACCUCUUCUGGGAGUUGGAUGUCCUCAUCCCAGAACUUCUCAGGCUCACCGACGAGACACAAUGAUGUCCCUCGGCCCCGUUUCCCUCUUGCUGGAUGAUUCGUUCGAGUACGGUGUGUUUACGCACGACUGGACUGCCGGAGGUGGAGCGUUCCAUAGUAGUGUGUCCCGCAAGUUUGACUUCCAGGACAGGUUCGAGAUCGAAAGCCUCGAAGUUUGGGGCUGCGGAGGCGACGAGGAGGCCAAGGUUCAGGCUGAGCGCUGGGCUUGGGAAGCUCGGGAGGCUGAGGCCCGCCGCAAGAUUAACCUUGGCACUGGUGACAUCGAGGCCGAUCGUGCCCUGUUGGAAAUGGCCGGUCUGGUUGGCAAUAACAGGAGCGGCGGCUCCAUGGUAUAA